AAUGCAGCAGCGCUUAGCUGUAUCAGCUCUCUCAGCCUUGUGCAGCUGACAAUGGAUCGCAGCACUACCCUCAGCCUGGCAGCGGCCUGGAAGCUCCAUUAACCUACAGCGACGCGAGGCGCGAUCGAUCAGUCAACUUCAUCGCGGUCGCAGACCUCGCAUCAUGGACGGCCUUUCGGGCGCAGCAAGCGUCAUUGCGGUAAUCGACAUAUCCACCAAGAUCGUCUCGCUAUGCUUCCAGUACUCCACAGCUGUCAAGGAUGCGAAGGGUGAUAUCGAACAUGUGCAGAGAAAAGUUGGCGACAUCACCCACAUUCUGGAGAAGAUCAUACAAUUCCUCGGCAGCCAGGACAAGGCGCGACUCUCUACCACUCAGGGCCUAUUUAGCGCGCUCGAACAAUGCCGAGAGGAGCUAAAGAGCCUAGAAGCAAAGCUAGAUCCAGGAAAGUCUCGCAAGACUAUGAGCCGGUUCGGCUUCCGUGCGCUUAAAUGGCCGUUCACGAGCAAGCAGGUGAACAAGAUUGUUUUAAACCUAGAAAGAUACGAGCAGACAUUCAGCUUGGCGCUGCAGGUCGAUCAGAUCGUCGCUGUUUUCAGCAUAGACCAGAAGCUGGAUCUGGCCAAACUACCUGUCGCGAUAGGCGCCUCCUUCAAUUCCCACAACGAAGAGCACAACGCACGAUGCCUGCCAAACACCCGCACCGAGCUGCUAGAUGAGAUCACAACAUGGGUGAACAACAAAGAUGGCAAGUCCAUAUUCUGGCUAAGCGGCAUGGCGGGCACGGGAAAGUCAACAAUUGCGCGGACGGUCGCUCAGUCGUUCGCUAGUCGAGGGCAACUUGGAGCCAGCUUCUUCUUCAAGAAAGGCGAGGGUGAGCGCGGCAAUACCUCACGGUUCUUUGCCACCAUUGCCACGGAUCUAGUCGCCUGCGAGCCAGGCAUGCUACCAGGCAUCAAGGAGACGCUCGACGAGGACUCGGCUAUCUCACACAAAGCUCUAAAAGAUCAGUUUGAGAAGCUUAUUCUACAGCCACUUCUGGGGGUAAAGCAGACUCGCUCGCGGGCCUUGGCGCGAGUUAUCGUGAUCGACGCCUUAGACGAAUGUGAACGAGAAGCAGACGUUCGGGCGAUCCUUCAGCUGCUCGCUCGGACGAAAGAUAUUCGCCCAGUGCCGCUACGGAUUAUGGUCACUAGUCGGCCAGAGCUUCAUAUCCGCUUAGGCUUUAAGGACAUGCCGAACGGCACAUACCAAGACCUAGUGCUCCACGAAGUACCAAGGAACACGAUUAAACAUGACAUCCGUCUGUUCUUAGAGCAUGAGCUUAGUAUAAUACGAAAAGAACGCAUGCUGGCCUCAGACUGGCCAGCGCCACAACAGAUCCUCGCGCUAGUUGAACUGGCUGUGCCACUGUUUAUCUACGCUGCUACCGUAUGUCGGUAUGUUGGUAGUAAAGGAAGCAAUCCUAUGGUUUUUUUAAAUAAGGUCCUGCAGUAUCAGAAGCCAACCUUUUCGCAGCUCGAUCGGACGUAUCUCCCUGUGCUCGAUCAGCUGCUUAGUGAGCAGGAGGAAGAUGAGAGGGAGAUAUGGCUUCAGGCUUUCCAAGAGGUUGUUGGUAGUAUUGUUGUUCUCGAAAGUCCGCUCGCUGCUAUCUCGCUUGCCCGCCUACUGCAAGUAUCACAAGAAGAGAUUCAGUGUCGACUUGACUCUCUACAUUCUGUUCUUAGUGUUCCUAAUAAAAAGGAUGCGCCUAUUCGCCUUUUGCACUUGUCCUUUCGCGAGUUCCUCGUCGACCCCCAAAAGCAAGAAAAAAGUCCGUUCUGGGUAGAUGAUAAAAGGACCCACCAAAAGCUUGCAUCUUGCUGCCUCAAGCUUAUGUCUGGAUCUGGCGGUCUUCAUCAGGACAUGUGCGGCCUUCCAGGCACUGGAGUGCUAAGAAGCGAGGUAGAUGAGCAGGUAGUUGCUACUAGGCUGCCACCUGAUCUACAAUAUGCGUGUCGCUACUGGGUUGACCAUCUCAAGCAGAGUGGGCAAGGCAUCGUUGACGGGGACGCGACGCAUCUUUUUCUACAGAAGCACCUUCUUCAUUGGCUUGAAGCUAUGAGCCUUAUAAGAGAAUCGAGCAGAUGCGUUACCUUGCUCGACAGUCUUCAGGCGCUCACUAGCCCCUCUGCAAAGCUAGUUUUAAGCUUUCUUCACGACGCUAAGCGGUUUGUGCUGCGGUUCCAAUCUAUGCUUAUAGAUGCGCCGUUGCAGAUCUAUUGCUCGGCACUAACAUUCGCACCAGAGAAGAGCGUGAUACGACAAACAUUUGUAGGCCAAGUGCCAGAAAAGGUCAAGAUGCUAUCUAAGAAAGAAGCAGAUUGGGACGGUUGUCGCAGCACGCUCGAGGGCCAUUCUGACUAUAUUAGCGCGAUAGCCUUCUCGUCGGACGGGCAGCUAGUCGCGUCGGGAUCUAGAGACAAGACAGUACGGCUGUGGGAGACAGCAACAGGGACGUGUCGCAGCACACUCGAGGGCCAUUCUGACUAUGUCAGCGCAGUGGCCUUCUCACCAGAUGGACAGGUAGUCGCGUCAUCUGGCGGCAAGACAGUACGGCUGUUGGAGACGGCAUCUGGCGACAAGACUGUACGGCUGUGGGAGACGGCAACAGGGAUAUGUCGCAGCACGCUCGAGGGCCAUUCUCAGGAAAUCAGCGCGAUAGCCUUCUCACCAGACGGACAGCUAGUCGCGUCGGGAUCUAGCGACAAGACAGUACGGCUGUGGGAGACGGCAACAGGGAUAUGUCGCAGCACGCUCGAGGGCCAUUCUCAGGAAAUCAGCGCGAUAGCCUUCUCGCCAGACGGGCAGCUAGUCGCGUCGGUAUCUAGAGACAAGACAGUACGGCUGUGGGAGGUAGUAACUGGGACGUGUCGCAGCACGCUCGAGGGCCAUUUUAACUACGUCAGCGCGAUAACCUUCUCACCAGAUGGACAGCUAGUCGCGUGGAUAUCUAGAGACAAGACAGUACGGCUGUGGGAGACGGCGACAGGGACGUGUCGCAGCACACUCGAGGGCCAUUCUGACUAUGUUAACGCGAUAGCUUUCUCACCAGACGGACAGCUAGUCGCGUCGGGAUCUGGCGACAAGACAGUACGGCUAUGGGAGGUGGCAACAGGGACGCGCCGCAGCACGCUCGAGGGCCAUUCUGACUAUGUUAGGGUGGUGACCUUCUCGCCAGACGGACAGCUAGUCGCGUCUGCAUCUAGCGAUAAGACAGUGCGGCUGUGGGAGACGGCGACAGGGACAUGUUGCAGCAUACUCGAGGUCCAUUCUGACUAUGUUAGGGCGGUGGCUUUCUCGCCAGACGGGCAGCUAGUCGCGUCGGGAUCUAGCGACAAGACAGUAUGGCUGUGGGAGGGGGCGACAGAGACGUGUCGCAGCGCGCUCGAGGGUCAUUCUCAGGAAAUCAGCGCGAUAGCCUUCUCGCCAGACGGACAGCUAGUCGCGUCAGGAUCUAGAGACAUGACUGUGCGGCUGUGGGAGGCGGCGACAGGGACGUGUCGCAGCACGCUCGAGGGCCAUUCUGAUUAUGUCAGGGCGGUAGCCUUCUCACCCGACAGGCAGCUAGUCGCGUCGGGAUCUGGCGAUAAGACAGUGCGGCUGUGGGAGACGGCAACAGGGACGUGUUGCAGCACGCUGAAGGGCCAUUCUGACCAUAUCAGCGCGAUAGCCUUCUCACCAGACGGACAGCUAGUCGCAUCAGCGUCUGACGACAAAACUGUACGGCUGUGGGAGGCAGCAACAGGGACGUGCAGCAGCACGCUCGAGGGCCAUUAUUGGGCAAUCACCGCGGUGGCCUUCUCACCAGACGGACAGCUAGUCGCGUCGGGAUCUAGCGACAUGACAGUGCGGCUGUGGGAGACGGCAACAGGGACGUGUCGCAGCAUGCUCGAGGGCCAUUCUUCGUAUAUCAGCGCGGUGGCCUUCUCACUAGACGGACAGCUAGUCGCAUCUGCAUCUAGAGACAAAACAGUACGGCUGUGGGAGGCGUCGACAGGGACGUGUCGCAGCACGCUAGAUAGCCCUUCCGAGCACACUUCGAGUAUCAACUUUUCGUCAGAUAGCCAGGUACUGCAUACGAACCAAGGCGAUAUUGCUUUGCCCCAAGCCCUAGUUAGCACAUCGCUCUUGAGGCCGAGGCCGCAGUCCUCUUACGUUCUAGUACAGAACCAGUGGAUAUUGCAUAACUAACAACGCUUCCUAUGGCUUCCGCCAGAGUAUCGAUCAAGCUCGACCGCAGUACACGAGGGAGUAGCUUGUCUGGGGCUUGCAUCUGGCCGUGUGGUUUUGCUUAAGAUUCCCUAGUGCUAUGGGUUUACAGAUUCGCUUUAAUAUAAAGUAUAACUAACUAACAAGAAAAAAAGAAAAGAAGAACAAAUUUGCUUUAUUAGUAAUAUUUCCUACUACCUAAGAGAGCCCGCUGGAUGGCAGCGUAGCUACUCUACAACUCUCCGUGUUACUAAACGGCUCCUUAAUAAUAAGCAU
Messenger RNA from Bipolaris sorokiniana ND90Pr, 4525 nucleotides. RefSeq lists its product as uncharacterized. Gene Ontology annotation, molecular function: protein binding. The transcript has 3 exons. The record is from RefSeq and is a predicted model, not a curated record. Gene Ontology annotation, biological process: negative regulation of transcription by RNA polymerase II. Gene Ontology annotation, cellular component: transcription repressor complex; nucleus. NCBI's taxonomy places the organism in Eukaryota, Fungi, Ascomycota, Dothideomycetes, Pleosporales, Pleosporaceae. The coding region runs from base 164 to 4231 and encodes 1355 amino acids.